This is a messenger RNA of Truncatella angustata, 1338 nucleotides long. RefSeq names its product Spo7-like protein-domain-containing protein. NCBI's taxonomy places the organism in Eukaryota, Fungi, Ascomycota, Sordariomycetes, Amphisphaeriales, Sporocadaceae. Gene Ontology annotation, cellular component: Nem1-Spo7 phosphatase complex. The transcript has a single exon. The record is from RefSeq and is a predicted model, not a curated record. Gene Ontology annotation, biological process: nuclear envelope organization. Gene Ontology annotation, molecular function: protein phosphatase regulator activity; phosphoprotein phosphatase activity. Bases 1 to 1338 code for a protein of 445 amino acids.
AUGGCGGAAUCGGUCGACUCGAUCGUCAAGGGCGCGCCGGCCCCUCAUAUGCAGAGUAUACUAGACGACAAAGCUCCCGCGCUUGCACCUAGCCCUGUGAUUGGGGCAGGCAAGCCCGGCGAUCCCUUGAACCACACACCGAGCUCGCCGUCUAUGAUCUACCUCAACAUGCUGAUCCUCGAGGCCUCCUUGCGUGCCCAGUUCUUGUCACUGCGUACGCGGAGGCGUAAGCAUACCUUCUUCUUGUCCUUGCUCACUGUCUGGACCUCGGGCUUCGGCUACGCCCUGUUCUUUGCGCCGCGCGAGGACGGUGUUGGCCACGGCGGGUCCGUCUACUGGGUCGUCGACAUGGCGGAAAAGAUCUGCUUCGGCGCCGGUGUCGUGACGGCGUUGCUGAUAUGGGGAACGGGCAUCUGGGAGCGUGGCAUUCGCUGGCCGAGAAGAUGGUUCGGCAUAUCAAACCGUGGUCUCCGGGGCUUCAACUGCAAGCUCGUUAUCAUCAAGAGGAGCUGGUGGGUCGAAACUGUUUCAACCAUUGGCUUCUUCUUCACGUACGGCGCCUUCAGCAGCACGUCGGGCCAAUAUCGAUUCGUGGAACCGAGCAUUCUGAGAGAAGUGGACAAGGAACUGAAUCUCAAUCACCAGGAUCACCCACAACUACCAUUUGUGACUACCGACGAGGAGAAAGGCGGACACGAGGAGGAUCUUGCACCGGGAGGAGAUUAUGUGAAGCUGCUAUUGUUACCGAAACCCUUUUCACCCAAUUUCCGGGAGAACUGGGAGCUCUAUAGAAACGAGUACUGGGACAGAGAGAACGAGCGAAGAGCAUUACUACGCAAGAAGCUGAAGCAACGAGACAGACAAGUCGCCAAACAGCAGGGCGCAUGGUUCUGGUGGCUCCCAGGACAGCAAAAGGUCGAGGAAAAGCUACACCACGCACCCCACGUGGCGGAAAAGCCUCUCCACCACCGAAGCUCUUCCAUCCUCAAGGAACACAAGCGCGUUCGAAGCGGAAGCACUGUUCGCAGAAGUAGUAUAUCUGCUGGCUCUUCGCGCAGUCCGACGCCACCGAUGGAGACGGAGGAGUCCACGACUGCCUCUAGGAGAGGCAGCAAUGCGUCGACCUCGUCGGCCAAAAGAGGGAAGAAGCACUUGUCUUCGGGCUCCAAGUCCAAGAGACCAAGAGGUGACUCGAGAUCCGUCACUCCGGACUUCUCGUCGCCCCUUGCACAAGAAAGCACAGUUACUUCGGACGCGGCCAGCGAAAGUAGUGGGCGGACGCUCAGGAGGAAUGCUUCGAGGUCGAGUACGGCACGAGCGAGUGUUUCGCAGUCAUAG